Messenger RNA from Durusdinium trenchii, 1557 nucleotides. The record is from the annotation of a GenBank genome assembly. NCBI's taxonomy places the organism in Eukaryota, Dinophyceae, Suessiales, Symbiodiniaceae.
AUGGCUCGUGCCGCUGGCGAGCUUGGGGGGCAUACCGAUGCUUUCACAGAAGCAAACCACUUCUGGAUCAUGCGAAGUCCGGCAACUCUCCAGAAGUCCCACAGGAGCCUUUUGGGAGAGCUUCUGGUCCCUGCCCAGAUCCUUGCAGUGAGAAACCUGACUCCUAAGAUCAAAGAGCUGAAGCUGCAGGUCGAAGAACAUUCAGGCUUCACCUUCAAAGCAGGCAAUUGGGUGGAUUUCUUCAUCGAUCAGGAUGGUGUCAGCAAGGUGGGCGGGUACUCCAUGUCAUCCAUUCCAUCAAGUCUUCCGGAGCUACGCCUGGCGGUGAAGACUUCCCGCCAUCCACCGGCCCAGUGGUGCCACACCUUGGCGCAGCCAGGGAAAUGGGUGAAGUUGAGGAAAGCUGGAGGCAGCUUCUACUUUGAUGCGUACGAGCAUGGAAGGCAUCUGAAACAUUUGAUCUUCAUUGCCGGCGGAAUUGGCAUCAAUCCCAUUUUCUCAAUGCUGCAGGAGGCUUUGCACGACCAGCACGAGCUUCGCAGUUUGGAACGCAUCACGCUAUUGUACUCUGCAUCAACGGCCGACGAGAUGGCUUACAGGACGGAUUUGAUGGCCUUGGCUGCAACACAUCCUUUGCUUGACUUGGAGCUCCGCGUCACACGAGAUGAGACCUGGCUGGGUGCCCGUGGGCGUCUUAACAUGGAGCAGCUGCGGCGACACCUGGGAGAGGCCCAGCCAACACUGAGUGCUUUCUUGCAUUGGGAUGCUGACGGAGAUGACCAUCUUGUUGAGGACCAAAGCGAAGUCGAGGCGGUGAAUGGAUCCAAUGCAAUCUGUGAGGAUGUGGAUGCUUUGCCAGCUUUGCCAGAGGCAAAUGAAGGUGUGGCGGACACCCACUCCGACCUCCCAAAAGGACCGCUGCUCGUUCGGGAGUGGCCCGCCGCGCCGGAAGCCAGUCCGGUUGGAGGCCAAGAAGCCGAUUUGACGACCUUUGGAGCUGAUGGAGUGGAUCCCACUGAGCUGCAGAGGAAGCUUCAGGACCUUGUCCCAGAGCAUGUGGUCAACAAAGAGGCCACCGAGGAGUCACCCAAGGAGCUUCGCUUCAGUCACGUGGAGCAGGUGGUGGAGCCAGAAGGUAGCGACUUCCCAAGCGCUCCUGCAGCAGUGCUAGCUGCUGCAGUUGCAGCAGCAGCGCAGGAGCAAAAUUCUGGCGAAGAGAGGAUUGAGGAUGUCCCGAAUGGUGUGCCGAAAAGAAUAUCUUUGGGACGAGUCGAGCAUGAGGCUGGGCGACGGCAUGCCACUGAGCCUCCAACGCCAACCGUCUCUGUGGUGGACAUGGAUGAUGAGGUGUCACGACACAUUGACAACUUCUUUGGAGAUGAAGAGGUUUGGCCAAAGCUCAUUUGCCAAGCCGACUUGCAACGACUGAGCAGCGAGCUGAUGCACCGAAUUCAGCACUUGCCAGUUGUUUCAAAAAGCUCCAGGUUCAAGGUGACCGUCCCGAAGCCCUACCCCGGAGUGCAAUAUAGGCGGUCAAAGCAAUUGGAGGAGACUUGA